Molecule: messenger RNA, 1813 nt
Organism: Menidia menidia (Atlantic silverside)
Lineage: Eukaryota; Metazoa; Chordata; Actinopteri; Atheriniformes; Atherinopsidae
Source: the annotation of a GenBank genome assembly
UUGGGAAGGCGAGGUCGUGGAAACUUUGCGUUGUCUCCUACUGCCCAACGCAGGGUGAUCUAUAUUUUAUUUUUUUUAAAGAUCGAACGGAAAAUGUUUUCCAAGAAAUCAGUAAUAAGCCCAUUAAGCAGCCUGUGGGUGCAGUCUCUCAGGAUCCUGCUGGUACUUUCCCUGUACUCCCUCAUAGAAGGAAACACUGAAAUAGAAAGGGCACAUGACUUGAUGAACACAUAUCCUCUUAUUGAUGGUCAUAACGACUUAGCUCUCCAGCUGAGGAUCCUUCACAGAAAUCGCCUGAGCCAGAUUGACCUUCAUAACCUCAGCAAAGUAGCCACUGACAUCUCCCGUCUCCAAGCUGGCCAUGUGCAGGCACAGAUGUUUGCCGUAUACGUUAUGUGCGGGGCCCAGCAGAAGGAUGCUGUGAGGCUAACUCUGGAGCAAAUAGAUCUGGUCAGACGUAUGUGCACUGAAUACAAGGAAUUUGAGCUGGUCACAUCUGCUCAGGAGCUAAAGAACUCUGCGAAGGAGCAAAAAAUAGCAUGUGUGAUAAGCAUUGAGGGAGGUCACUCCAUUGACAGCAGCCUUCCCACCCUUCGGAUGUUUUACCUGCUUGGAGUCCGUUCCAUGAGCCUCACGCACACCUGCAACACUCCCUGGGCUGAAUCUUCAUCAAAACUUUACAACGUCUUUCAAAGACGGAAUACCAGCCUUACGCACUUUGGAAAGGCUGUGGUGGACGAAAUGAACAGACUGGGGAUGAUUGUAGACCUUUCUCACACUUCUUGGGACACAGCCUCAGCUGUGUUGAAUCAUACCAAAGCUCCUGUCAUUUUUAGCCAUUCAUCCUCCUACUCUGUCUGCAACCACAGCCGCAAUGUACCCGAUUGGCUGCUGCACAAGCUGAAAAAGAACAGAGGGUUGAUCAUGGUGAAUCUCCAUAGCCAAUUCAUUGCCUGCAAACAUGAGGCUAUCAUCUCUCAAGUGGCUGACCAUUUUGAUCACAUUAAGAGCGUUAUUGGAACUGAGUCAAUUGGAAUCGGUGGGGACUUUGACGGUGCUUCAAUCUUUCCAGAGGGAUUAAAGGAUGUCUCAAAUUACCCCGCCCUGAUCGAGGAACUCAUGGAAAGAAACUGGACUGACAACCAGUUGGCUGAUGUCCUUCGAAGGAACUUUUUGCGGGUGUUUGAGGAAGUUGAAGCGGUCCGUGAUCUGUUACGCUCAAACUACCCCAGUGAGCUCCAGAUUCCCUCAGAGGAGGUGCAGAACCCCUGCAGACUUGAUCUAAGAUAUCCUUACCCAAGACAGGUGCCCCGUGGGCAGAGCGUCUCCCCCACAGAGAUAAAAUCACAGGGUUUUCUAAUCCGGGCUUCAGUUUUCUGCAAUCUUGUAAUUUUGUUGAUUAACUGUGUAUUUAUCUUAGUUUAGCACCGCCAUAUUUUUUGUGAUCUAUUGGAAGAAAAAGGCCUAAUUUUUCACUGUAAUCCAAAUGCCUACCAAUGUGUACACAUCAUACCAGUUUAAUAAACACAGCAUCACCCCAUCACCACUUUUUCCUGUUGUGGUUGGACAGAAAUAUUUUAAACCAAAUAUACCUUUGCAACGAUUAUGGAAUCACCUCUCUAGCAGGAUGUUGAAACAGCUGUUUUCUUUUGGAAAGAAACAUUAAAUCAUACAUAUGUCACAUAAUUACAACUCCUGAAUAGAAUUUUUCAUGAUAUUGCAUCUUUCCACAAAAGAAAGCUAAUUCAGUUUUUUUCUCUGGACAGACAUAACCUAGUAACAUGACCAUUAAACAGAGUUUAUCUCAAUCUGA